Messenger RNA from Symphalangus syndactylus (siamang), 3030 nucleotides. It is a transcript of the gene LRRC40, whose product is annotated as leucine rich repeat containing 40. The record is from RefSeq and is a predicted model, not a curated record. Lineage: Eukaryota; Metazoa; Chordata; Mammalia; Primates; Hylobatidae. Gene Ontology annotation, molecular function: protein binding. Gene Ontology annotation, cellular component: cytoplasm.
CGUCCCGACGGCGCCACCUUUAAGCGUCACGGGUGGGGCCGCAGCCUCUGGACCUAGGACUCUCAACAUGUCGCGCCUGAAGCGGAUGGCGGGGCAGGAUCCCCGCGCUGGUUUCAAAGCCGGUGGAAGAGACUGCGGUACCUCGGUACCCCAAGGGCUGUUGAAGGCCGCGAGGAAGAGCGGCCAGUUAAACCUGUCGGGCAGAAACCUCACUGAAGUGCCGCAGUGUGUCUGGAGAAUAAAUGUGGAUAUCCCUGAGGAAGCUAAUCAGAAUCUUUCGUUUGGUGCUACUGAAAGAUGGUGGGAGCAGACAGAUUUGACCAAACUAAUAAUAUCAAACAAUAAACUUCAGUCACUUACAGAUGACCUACGACUCUUGCCUGCACUGACUGUUCUUGAUAUACAUGAUAAUCAGCUGACAUCUCUUCCUUCUGCUAUAAGAGAGCUAGAAAAUCUUCAGAAACUUAAUGUCAGCCAUAACAAACUGAAAAUACUCCCUGAAGAAAUUACAAACCUAAGAAACCUGAAGUGCCUGUAUCUCCAGCAUAAUGAAUUAACCUGCAUAUCAGAGGGAUUUGAACAACUUUCCAAUUUAGAAGAUUUAGAUCUUUCAAACAAUCAUCUUACAACUGUUCCUGCUAGUUUUUCUUCUCUGUCCAGUCUGGUGCGACUCAAUCUUUCUAGUAAUGAACUGAAGAGUUUGCCAGCAGAAAUAAAUAGAAUGAAAAGGUUGAAGCAUUUGGAUUGUAAUUCAAAUCUCUUGGAAACUAUACCUCCUGAAUUGGCUGGCAUGGAAUCACUAGAAUUGCUUUAUUUGCGGAGGAAUAAGUUACGUUUUCUACCAGAAUUUCCUUCUUGUAGUCUAUUGAAGGCUGAGGAGGAGGAAGAGAAGGAGUUGGUCUUGCUGUCUCAUGUGCAGUUCAAGCCUAAAACCCAUUGUUAUUCAAGGAUCAACUGUGUUUAUAGUAGCAUGCUGUUUUCAUACUGUAAGUUUAUAUCAUCUGCUUACAAGAUGAAUCAUCUGUCUGAAAUGGAAUUGCAUGUAGGUGAAAACCAGAUUGAAAUGUUAGAGGCAGAACAUCUUAAACAUCUGAAUUCAAUUCUUGUGCUAGACCUGAGAGAUAACAAGUUAAAAUCUGUUCCAGAUGAAAUUAUACUACUACAGUCCUUGGAAAGGCUUGACCUAAGCAACAAUGAUAUUAGUAGUCUUCCCUAUUCAUUGGGGAACCUUCAUUUGAAAUUUUUGGCAUUAGAAGGAAAUCCUUUGAGAACAAUUCGAAGAGAAAUUAUAAAUAAAGGAACCCAAGAAGUCCUAAAAUAUCUACGAAGCAAGAUCAAAGAUGAUGGACCUAGCCAAAGUGAAUCUGCUACUGAGACUGCCAUGACACUACCAAGUGAAUCCAGAGUCAAUGUACAUGCCAUCAUUACAUUAAAAAUAUUAGACUAUAGUGAUAAACAAGCAACUUUGAUUCCUGAUGAGGUGUUCGAUGCAGUAAAAAGCAACAUCAUCACUUCUAUUAACUUCAGUAAGAAUCAACUAUGUGAAAUUCCAAAAAGGAUGGUAGAACUGAAGGAAAUGGUUUCUGAUGUCAAUCUCAGUUUUAAUAAACUUUCCUUUAUAUCCGUGGAGUUAUGUGUGCUUCAAAAAUUGACUUUUUUAGAUCUCAGGAACAAUUUUUUAAAUUCUUUGCCAGAAGAAAUGGAAUCACUGGUAAGACUGCAAACGAUCAAUCUUUCCUUUAAUAGGUUUAAAAUGCUACCUGAAGUUCUAUAUCGUAUCUUCACACUUGAAACAAUUCUGAUUAGUAAUAAUCAGGUUGGAUCUGUGGACCCUCAGAAAAUGAAGAUGAUGGAAAAUCUGACCACGUUGGACCUUCAAAAUAAUGACCUCUUACAAAUUCCACCAGAGCUCGGUAAUUGUGUGAACUUAAGAACAUUACUACUGGAUGGAAAUCCAUUCCGAGUUCCUCGAGCAGCCAUAUUAAUGAAAGGAACAGCUGCUGUACUUGAGUAUUUGAGAGACCGAAUUCCUACUUAACAUGGAGUUGCUUUAUAACCCUUGUCAUGUAUUAUUAACCCUGGUUAAUUCUAAGGAGGAUAUAACAUUUGUUUUAGUAUCAUCUUAAAAGAUGAUUGCUAUAAUUGAUCUUGUAGUUUCCCAGUAUCACCUACCCGUUGGUAUAAUUAGCCUGGGCCAUAUUCACUGCCAGUAAAUAUUUUUACAUUUUUAUUUAAGAUUUUUGUAACGUGUUGUAUACAUUUGUAAUGGUGAUAACCACAGUGUGUUCAUACAUUUGUUCUAAAUGUUUUGCAUAGGAUUUAUCCUACUUUCAUUUUCUUAUAGCAAAAAGUUUUUUCAAAAAUGAAUUUUUAUUUAAUGUGGUUUAGUAUUAUAAUAACAAAGCAUUUUUGUAGAACUGGUUUUUUUUUCUCAUUUCUUUUUGUAUUCCAUACAAUGUGACCAAUUGACUUGAAUAUGACUAGCCAGUUUCUAUGUUUUUGUUAGAUAUAAAAUUAAAUUGAAUUUUGUUGAAUACUGUUCUUUGGCAUUUAAAAAAUAAGACCUUCUUAUCUUGGACCACAUGUCAAAAGAAAAAGGAAACAAAAAUAUAUUAAAAAUAAGACUUUUCAUUACCCGUGAAAGGACUUUUGUGAUAUGGCUAAUCUCGGUACACAUUUCAACUGAAAACUUUUUUAUUUACAGCACCAUAAUUUUAAAAUUUACUUGCAAUCUUGGUAAGACUAAACUUGCAGUGUUUUUCUAAAAGGGAAUUUGAUAUAGGUAAACUUGAUUUAAUAAAAAUUAAAUAUCAUUUUUGUUUACACCAAAAUUAUCAGAAGUAGGUUGAUUAGUCAUUAUAACACUUACCAUAUGAUUCUAUUAAGAAGUCAAUUCAGUAGCAUGUAUAUCAAUUUAUAUAGAUAGGUAGAUAGAUAGCUUUUGGAUGAUUGAGGCAUGCUUAUAUUAUGAAAAAAAUUGCUAAUAAAGAUAAAUACUACAUGUUCAGAAUAAAAGUUACAUUUUUCAAA